Molecule: messenger RNA, 930 nt
Organism: Adineta ricciae
Lineage: Eukaryota; Metazoa; Rotifera; Eurotatoria; Adinetida; Adinetidae
Source: the annotation of a GenBank genome assembly
AUGGAUGUUUUAAAUCUCUACGUUUAUCGAAUUAUGGAUCAUCAAAAUGACCGGACGCUAUUUUGUUCAAUGCAAAAUAUUUGUCGACGGCUCAAUCAGAUCCUGAGUACUUACCAGCGAUAUCAAACACUCACCACACUUAACCUCUACUACAACAAAAUCGGUGCUGAAGGAGCACAACACCUUGCGAAUGCGCUCCGAACGAAUACGACACUCACCACACUUGACCUCAGUUGUAACCGAAUCGGUGCUGAAGGAGCACAACACCUUGCGAAUGCGCUCCGAACGAAUACGACACUCACCACACUUGACCUCAGUUGUAACCGAAUCGGUGCUGAAGGAGCACAACACCUUGCGAAUGCGCUCCGAACGAAUACGACACUCACUACACUUGACCUCUAUAAGAACGAAAUCGGUGCUGAAGGAGCACAACACAUCGCGGAUUCGUUGCGAACGAAUGCGACACUCACCACACAUAAUCUCAGUUCGAACCAAAUCGGUGAUGAAGGAGCAAAACACGUUGCGGAUGCGUUGCGAACGAAUACGACACUCACCACACUUGCCCUCACUUGGAACCAAAUCGGUGUUGAAGGAGCAAAACACAUUGCGGAUGCGCUGCGGACGAAUACGACACUCACCACACUUGACCUCACUUGGAACCAAAUCGGUGCUGAAGGAGCACAACAUAUUGCGGAUGCGCUCCGAACGAAUACGACACUCACCACAUUUCACCUCCACGACGACGAAAUCGGUGAUGAAAUAGCUCAACAUAUUGCAGAUGCAUUGGGACGGAACAUAGUAAGAGCGCCAAAAUGGUAUAGAUCUGGCUUUAAAUUCAAUCGGAGAACAAGUGGUCGUGGAUCUGAGGACACUUUGUGUAGAUCGGAUCUUUUUCGAUUGAGACUUCAGAAGAUAUCAUUUGUUGUGUGA